CAUCAAGCCAUUGGCAUAGCACAGGAUUUGUAUGAUGGAAAUCAGAAUGCAUUUUUCAAACCUCAAUAUAAGGGAAUGUUGGAGUUCGAGUGGGUGGAUUUUGUGGAGAAAAAACGAACAUCUAUAGAAAGCGAAUUGUGGUCCUUAUCUUCUGAAGUUAUUAUAUUGGUGAAUGACGAGUUGUUUGAAGAUUUUGACAAAUUUUUAACAUGGGCCGAAACAAAUCACGCAUAGAAGGACUAUAGACCAUUACCCCUAUGGUACGCAAUGUGUAAGGAAAAUUAUAAAGAACACUUGAAGUCGAAGUAACCAUUGUAGAACGUCUUUUCUUCCAUAAGAUGCAGCAAUAUGAACUGCAUUUCUUCCAUGAUUGUCCUUUACACAAGUUCCUUUGCCACAAAAGUAUUUCAUGAAAUGUUGGAUUUUUUCCACACUCUCCCUUGUCACCACGGACAGGACCACGUCAGCAUGAUAAGACAGCCGGCAUUUUGCCGUGCAAUCCAUUGAUUUUAAAAGAAAGCCAUGAUUUAAUGAAACGAAACCAUUCUUAUUUAUAAAAAUUAUUUGCUGUCAUGUUAUUCAUUGAUGUAAAAAAUGAAAAAAUGCAAGAAAAUUUUUGAAAAUAUUUCGUUAAACUCGUUCCUGCUUCGACGGCCAUCUUGAUUUUUUAAACUCCACUGAACUUCCACAUGAAUUUAACUGGAUAGAUUGACGUCGUCAGUAGAUGUUACGUAAAUAUUUUUACUGACAUUUGAAUUCUAUCUGAAUUUUCCUUUCGUCUAAAGCAGAUUUGUUCGGUAAAUGGCAUAUGUUGAUUCGGAUUUAGCUAAAUCUCGAAGAUUUAGGAAGAAAAAAGGGGUCGAAAAGAAAAAUAAAGAACUUAAAUGGCAUUUGAAUUAUUUGCUUUGGAAAUUUGGCGUGUUUUAAAUAUAAAAAAUAAGUAAUGGUAUGUAAAUCAUAAUAAAAUGAGCCAACCAUGAACUUUAUAGAGCAAUAUCACGCUGAGAAAGGGCGCGUUUUCUUAAAAUACAAUAGCAAAUAGUUGUGAUGUGGCAAAUGCAAGCUAAGGACGUGCGUAAAGAUGGUUUGUAAAGCUAUAAAUUGUACGUUUCAACGAUAAAACUGAGGCCUGAAGUUUCAGAAGAUUCUUCGGAGAAAAGACAGAAAGUGUAUUUGUUGAAAUAGGAAAAUUGACUCUGUUUAACAUGGCUGAAAACAAGACUAGAGGUCAAGGUUUCGACAGACAUUGGUUUGUUGAAAAGAGGGCUCUUCAAUUUCAAUGUGGAGUUUGCAGUAAUGUCGUCAAAUAUCCCUAUCAGAUUGUAAACUGUGGUCAUCAUGCAUGCCGUGAUUGUCUAUCACGUGAUCUUAAAGAUGUCAGGGAAUGUCCUGUGUGUAAUGUUGAAAUAAAAGACUUUAAAACGGAGAUUUUCCCUGAUACUUCAGUGAAAAUAAAAGUCUUCGGAUUGCUCAUGAAAUGUCCUGAUAAAAAAUGUAAAUGGAAAGGAGAGUUGAGACAGUUUCUCGAGAAACAUGAAAAUGAAUGCCCGUUUGGUGUGCUCAAAUGCCCAAAUGAGAAAUGCAAUGAACGAGUGACGAGAGAAGAUCUGAAGAAACAUUUAGAAGCAUGCCCUUACAGAGAGAUAAAAUGUCCACAUUGUGGAAUAACUUUGUACUUUAAAGACGAGAAACGUCACUUGGAGGAGCAAUGUUUGAAAAUUCCAGUUGAUUGUGCUCAAGGAUGUGGAAAGCAAAUUAUAAAAGAGCAGAUCCAAGACCACAUAGAUAAUGAAUGUGAAAAUACGCUGAUCGACUGCAAGUAUAAAGACUUAGGCUGCGAUGAAUUGGUUGAACGUGGAAAUAUUGAAGACCAUGAAUCAUCAAAUGUUGCCUCGCAUCUGGCUAAAGCUGUUGAUGUAAUUAGAAACCUUAAAGAGGAAAAGCGAGCAUUGACCGAAAAACUGAGAAAGUUCGAUGAAAAGCAUGAAAGUUUAGACAGGAAAAUGACGGACUCUAUAGAAACACAGAAAACACAUUCAAACAAAAUAGAAUCUGACCUGAAAGAAUUUGUGAAAAUGGGAAGUUUAAGUCUAGAGAAUGUUAAAAAAGCCACUGAACAAAACUUCGAAAAUAACGAAAGAAAUGGCAUCGAGGUUGAGGAACAGAGAAACGAGUUACAGCAUUUGAAUAAUAAUAUCAUUCCCGUUCUGAAGAACGAUAUUACGAUAAACGAAGAUGAAAUCAUUAAAUUGAUAGGAACUACCAACGACUUAAAAAAAUUCACUGUAGCAUUUUACAACGAACUGAAACACGAACAUGAUGACCAGCGGCAGGUAAUGGAUGCAACUAUCGAUACUCUACGUCAUGAUCUCGUCAUAGAAAAGACCGAACGCAUAAAGAAUGAAAAUAAGACAGGUGAACAUUUGGCUAAAGUGAACGCAAAAAUUGGAGACAAUAUAAGAAAAUUAAAACAAAUGCAAGGUGAGAUUUUGGUUUCACAAGAUGCAACAAAAGAAAAGUUUUCGCAGCAAUACAAACAAAUCCAGUCAAAUUGCGAGAAUCUAUUAGAAAUGAUCAAAAAGAGAAAAGUUGACUGA
Messenger RNA from Xenia sp. Carnegie-2017, 2597 nucleotides. Its product is annotated as TNF receptor-associated factor 5-like. Gene Ontology annotation, molecular function: zinc ion binding. Gene Ontology annotation, biological process: positive regulation of JNK cascade; regulation of canonical NF-kappaB signal transduction. NCBI's taxonomy places the organism in Eukaryota, Metazoa, Cnidaria, Anthozoa, Malacalcyonacea, Xeniidae. Gene Ontology annotation, cellular component: plasma membrane signaling receptor complex. The transcript is spliced from 11 exons. Bases 1206 to 2597 code for a protein of 463 amino acids. The record is from RefSeq and is a predicted model, not a curated record.